AUGCCUAAGAGAGACUCUAAUUUGUUGACUCCUUUGGAUCCUGAAGAUAAAAAUUUUAGAAUCGAAAAAGCGCUCAAUCGUUUAAAAAAAAAAACAGAUAUAAAUAAAUGGGCAAAUCCAAAAAAACUUUUCGAUGUUGUUGAUAGCGAUUUUACGCAAAGACAGCCAAAAUUCACGGAUGUAAUCAAAAAGAUCCAAAAGGACGUAUUUAUUCCCGAAGCUAUCACAGUUUCAAAUCUAGCAAAAAUUAUUGGUGUACGGUUGGCUCCAUUUGAACAAAAAUUACGUGAUCUUGGGAUAGAAUAUACGACACAUGAUCAUCUGCUUAAUUCCGAAGAAGCAUCACUAAUUGCGAUGGAAUAUGAUCUGAAUCCCAUAGUUGAUUCGGUUGCUGCAAUUGACCUUUUUCCAAAAUCCAUGCCAAAAGACAUGUCUAUAUAUCCACUUCGACCACCAAUAGUGACUAUUAUGGGGCAUGUCGAUCACGAUGCUUUGCGGAAAACAUCUGUAGCAGCUAGUGAAUUUGGCGGAAUAACUCAGCACAUUGGUGCUUUUUCUGUUUCAUUACCAUCACAAAAAACCAUUACAUUUCUUGACACUCCUGGUCAUGCUGCAUUUUCCGCUAUGCGUUCUAGAGGCGCUCACGUAACUGAUAUUGUUGUCCUUGUUGUUGCAGCUGAUGAUGGUGUGAUGCCACAAACGUUAGAAGCAAUAAAGCAUGCUAAGGAUGCUGGAGUGCCCAUAAUUGUAGCGAUUAACAAGAUUGAUAAACAUGAUGCAGAUGCAAGAAAAGUACGUGAUUCUCUCAUGAGGUAUGGUAUAGAACUUGAAGAGUUUGGAGGUGAUAUUCAAUGUGUUGAAAUUUCUGCCUUAACUGGAAAAGGGUUGGAUACAUUAGAAGAAGCUAUCAUAACAUUAGCCGAAUUAAAUGAUUAUCGUGCUGAAGUUGAUAUUGAAGCAGAAGGUGUUAUUAUUGAAUCACAAAUAGAAAAAGGCAAAGGUAAUGUUGCGACAGUAUUGGUUAAACGCGGAACCUUAAAGCAAAGUGAAGUUAUUGUGGCAGGCACUAGUUGGUGUAAAGUUCGAAUGAUGAACGACGAUAAAGGGCAAUCACUUAAGCAAGCACCACCUGGCACUCCUGUAAAAGUCAUGGGUUGGAGAGAAACACCAAAUUCUGGUGAUGAAGUCCUUCAGGCUAAAGAUGAAGAACUUGCUAAAACUGUAGUUGCUAAUCGACUGAGAAAGUUAGAACGUGAAAAGCAGAUGAAAGAUCUAGAAAUUAUUAAUGAAAAGAGGAGACAGCGUAAGAAGGAGCUGGAAGUUGAUCAAGCUGCGAUCAGAGAUUUCAAAAGGAAAGUAUGGAUGUUUCAUCGUGGGAUGCUUAAAGAAUACCCUACUAUGCCGUUGCCUCCAUCUUCGAACACGGAAGUAAAGCUUGAUGAAAACCAGAUAAAAGAAUUAAGAUUGGUUGUUAAAGGUGAUGUAAGUGGAUCAAUUGAAGCUAUCAUCGAUUCUGUAGAUUUUAUUGGGAACAAAGAGGUUCGCGUGAAUGUGGUAGAUUUCGGAGUGGGUGAUGUUAACGAGUCGGACGUUCAAAUGGCUGCGGCUGCACAGGGAGCAAUAUUAGGGUUCAAUGUUAAGGUUGACAAGAGAGCAAGUUCUUUAGCUCAAACAGAGCAUGUUGAAAUAAUGUGCUACAAUAUUAUUUAUAAACUUCUGGAUGGUAUAAAAGACAAGUUAAGUAAGAUGUUGCCACCUGUAUUGGAAUCAAUUAUCACAGGUGAAGCAACAAUAUUACAGGUUUUUCAGAUCAAUGUUAAAAAUAGAGAAUUUAGGCCAGUAGCUGGUUGUAGGAUUGUAAAUGGAACAAUUUUUAAGAGUCAAAAAGUGAGAAUAAUAAGAAAUAACAAACAAAUGUGGGAAGGUCCAUUAGAAUCAUUAAAACACCUAAAAAAAGAUGUUACAGAAGCAAAGAAAGGAUUAGAAUGUGGUAUAUCAUUUGAGGGAUUUACAGACUUUAAAGAAGGGGAUGUGAUUCAUAGUAUAGUCGUGAAGGAAGUACCACGUACUUUGUAA
Cetraspora pellucida is the source of this 2076-nucleotide messenger RNA. Lineage: Eukaryota; Fungi; Glomeromycota; Glomeromycetes; Diversisporales; Gigasporaceae. The record is from the annotation of a GenBank genome assembly.